Molecule: messenger RNA, 9232 nt
Organism: Cotesia glomerata
Lineage: Eukaryota; Metazoa; Arthropoda; Insecta; Hymenoptera; Braconidae
Gene: RhoGEF3
Exons: 18
Coding region: 1-6426 (2141 amino acids)
Biological process (GO): intracellular signal transduction
Cellular component (GO): cytoplasm
Molecular function (GO): guanyl-nucleotide exchange factor activity; protein binding
Source: RefSeq, a predicted model, not a curated record
AUGAAUCGGCGAGAAGAUCCACUGCUCCGGCAGCAUUGUAAUCGUUUACUUCAACUUGCCGAAACAACCAACAUCAAACCUGGGCAUGGAAGUGGCAAACGACGAGGCCAAAGAUCGUCCCAUGGAUUUAGUUCAAGCACUAAUGCCCGGACGACGCUUCAAGAUAUCGUAAGGAAUGAUCCAGGAUAUACGUCUAAUAUUGAACAUCUAGUUUUCCCGGAUCGUAAGGGUAGCAAUCCAAAUUUAGCUAGUCACAGUGGAUCUUCAUCCUUUAAGAACAAGCCCAAAAAUGUAGGGGAAUCUAAUAAUGCCUCAACGGCUAAGUCAAAACUAGUAGAAGUGAUUGCUCAUCCGUACAUGAGAGGAUUAUCAUUUGAAGAUGCAGUUACAACCAAAAAUAAAUCCUUUAACGGUACCUCAUUAAACGGUAGAGGAGAUCCUACUGUAAUUACAUCAUCCGGUCACCAGCCGAAUUUGGGAUCAGCAUCUUCUAACUUCAAGCAUCGUCGAUGGGUUUCACAGCCUUCGCAAUCGUCAAAGCAACAUUCGACUGAUGGCGGGGGAAGCCACGUGGGUUCCGUAGGCGGUACUGGAAAUACGACAUCGGUCCAACAACCUCGACGCCUUAGUCCCGCGUCAGACCCAAAAGAAUUAAAUUCUGCAAUAUCUUCAAUAGGAACCAGAGAAAAAUCAGAGAGAACGGGAAAUGUAUCAAUUGUACAUCUCCGCGGUACAUCUUCAGUGGAAUCACGUGAGUCCUGGGAAAAUCGACAAGCAUCGAACUUUUCCGAAAUUCGGUCAAAGAGCUACAACCGUGCGAGUUCAAUACCAGGUUUAAAACGUCAAGAUGCCUCAAUGACAAGUGGUGUGAGUAUCGGAAAUACAUCUUCUUCAAGAAAUCGAUGUCAAGAGACCCAAAGUCAACGGCGUCGUGAAGCAACAAAUUCAUUACUCUCGGGAGGUCGCAGUACAUCAGGUGAGCUUUUCGUCAGCGGGAAUUGUAGUAGAGAAUUAUCUCCGGUACGGUGGUGUGACCAUGAUGUAGAUGGCGUAUAUCUCGGGAGAUCGGGAUGGGUUCAAGUUCAACAACGGUCUCUCGAUGAAAACCGUAAGAUCAAAUACGAAAGCAAUUCCCAAGCGAAAUGUACCGGAAAUAGCAGUGCAGUCACUGGGACUAUUCCACUCCCACGACGAGCAACUGUCAAGCUCAUAGACUAUCACUGUAGCAACAGCGAACCAGGAAAGCGCUCUGACUACUUAAGAAGUCAUACUUUAGACUCCCACCGGCCAGAUUUCCUAAAGCUUAACAGUUCCGAAUAUGAACCUCCCAGUGGUUGUGCUUCACCUCACAGUAUUCCCGAGUCUUUUUCACCGCCAUCAAUAACACCGAUCAUAUCACCACCGCCAGCAUUCCAAGACGCCUUACAAAAAAGAGGAACGCGAUCUUCCCGGUUCAGUACAACAUAUGGAAAAACGCCUUUUCUUCCCAGAUCUAAUGCCAUUGUCGACAGUGAUCUCAUCAGUCCACCACCUUCACCGCUGUUAAACAAAAAUUGGAGCUCAUCAAUACCGUCGUCAACUAAAAAAUUAUCAAACAUAUCUAGCAAGUCUCGAUCAAGAUGUCAAGGACCGUCUCAAGGAUCUGGAAAUUCUAUUGUCGUUAUACAGUCAAAGCAAGAUAGCAAGCAAUCUCGUCUUGCUUCUGCCAAAUCCUUAGAAGAUCAGUCAAGUGCAAGAAGAUCACAAUUUGCUCAAAGAUACCUAGAAUCUUCAUCAUCAUCAUCUUCUUCUAUGGGAUUCCGUAGUCUUGAUAGUUGCGUCAACAGAGUAACAAUGCCGUGCUUAACUGAGAACACAGAUUCAUCUAUCGAAGGUUAUGAAGAUGGUGACGAAGACGAUAAUCCAGAUUCAUUGUUGAAUAGCGCUGUUUCAUCUCCAGGGACACUUUUAGACUUCUCUUUCGAAGGAAUGAUAAUAAAUCAUGAGAGAUUAUCACCCUCUGGAAGACAAUCGCGUUUGGGGCGCAGUCACCAAGCAUCAAGAAGAUCACCAGGUUCUUCCGAUGGGGGUAAAUUGUCUUUUGAUUCCGGCUCAUCAUCUUCGUCAUCUAGCAAUAGUACUGACCGUAUAGAAAGAUCACCAACUCCCAAUAGUUAUAAACGCUCAAACCAAUCCCGUCAACAGCAUCAAGGGUAUCGAGGUACUCUUGCACUUUCUCCGGAUUCAUUGCAAGCUUCCAGAGUUCGACGCUCAAAAAGUCUUCAGUUACCGGAAAAAAGGUCUCCAGGAUCUAGCAAUCUUCAACAGCAAUCAUCGAGGGAACACUAUCAUGAAGCAAACGAACCUAAUAAAGCCCAUUUAAAAGUUAUCAACGACAAAAGUAUGGGACGAAAUAAAAAACACAUCUUGACAAAUCGUAAAACUCAUUCAACAGAAGAAACAGUAAACGUAGAAGUUCAUCGGGAUCCAGAAAUAGUAACUGAAUAUCUUUACGGUACAAGAAGCCGGCCAAUGACAAGGAAUGUCCAAUCAGGACGUUAUGAUAAUCGGGAUGAUAAAGUUGAUCGGCGGAAUACAGCGGGUGCAUGCGAUGUGUACUUUAUCUCGGCAAAACAACCACGUCAAAAACAGGCUAUUAUGAAUUAUACUCAACAACAGCAACAAAAGUCUUCAAAUAAACAAUUACGAACUCUUCAACGAGGAGUAACAACUCCGAAUACAAAUUCAUCAGUACCAUCUGCGGAAUCUAAGACACGAUGCAAUACCAGCACUUGUAAUUUUUGGCCUCAUUGCACUCAGCGGGAAACACUUUAUUCGCCUAAUCUUAAUCAAACAUCCAUGAAGUCAUCUCAAAGCUAUCCAUCUCAUCGUCGGAUGUCUAAUGACAAUAUCAUCAACCACACUAAUCGAGAUCGUGACAGCGCUUGUUCUUCACCUGCCGCUCUAGAUAUAGUUGAAGACCGAGAUAUGAGAAAAUCUCGCCAGCGAGGAGAACAUUACUCUUCAAUGUCGAAAUCCGAAGAACGUGCGCCUAAAAGUGUAUUGAAGCAACCCCGAAGAUCACCUGCCGGAUCGCCAAAUGAACUAGAUCAAACUACGCGAUGGGAAUAUCGAAACACCCAUGGAGAUACUGUAGGCCAACGUGUGUCUCCUAUACGAUCUAAAACAAUCAAAAGAUCUCCUAAUGGUGGCGGCAAUUCAUCAGUCACUAAUUCAUCUUCCUCAAGCAGUGAUAUUUGGGUGACAACUUCCGAUCGGACCGUUACAAAAAGUCCUAAAAAUCCUAAAAGCAGUGGAGGAUCAACUCCUAUAGAUGAUGGAAUCUCAGGAUCAUUGAAAACUCUUCUUGACCCUCAAUCUGAUUUAUCAAGGCCUGGCAGUGCACCAACGAAAAGAGGAGCUUCUCCAGAAGAAGCAAAACAUCUCGAGCCUCAUCAUAGGUCUUCAUCUCUGCCUAAAUCAUUUUUGUCACAUGAGUCUACAAAUACUGAUGGGGACGAAUUGGCCUCAGCUAAACAGCGUUCCGACGGGUCAAAAAGAUCUACGCCAAGCCCUCGUUUAAAACCUGACGAUUUGUCUUUUCCUCACACCGCACCUGGUUCACCAUGUCAUCAGUCAAUUUCUCGCGAGACAUCAACAGAAAGGAGACGAAAAACUCUUGGGAUAAGUCGGACACAAAGACGCAUAAAAGCUUCCAGUACUCCAGCACUUCUUGACCAAGAUGAAGGCCGAUUAUGGUCGAGCAAUACAAAUCAGCACGCUAAUGACGAGGCACUGCGUAGACGUGAUUUGAAUACAGAGCAUCCAUUAAUAGAGGCAUCAAUUCCUUUCGCGCAUCCACGUCUUCAGAAAGAAUCUAGUAGGAAUAGCACACAUAAUGAAGUUCAAUCAUAUCCUUCUUCCAAAGACGGCAUGCCACAAAAUCAGCACGAAAGUGUAAUUCAAAAAUUUCGUAAGAGUUUUUCCCUGAGAUUUCAUAAACGUGGAAGUAAAGAAGGAAGUACUGAAGUUGAUGGGCAACCUAGUGUUCUUUUACCCCCUGAAAAUGAUGGAGAUUCAUCUGCAGUGACCUGUAUCAAUGUAGACGAUCAUAAAGAAUCUAUUCCGGUCACCGAACAACACAAAGAAGACUAUGCCGAUCAAAAAUUUCGAUUUGGACCUCUCGUCUGGAGAUCUAGUAAAGAGAGGAAAAAAAAUAAUAAAGCCGCUCGUAAUGCUAAAUGUAACAGCGGUGACAGUGGAAUUCAAAUUGAGAUAACUGGAGGACGGUCAACUGAGGGCAGUAGCGGCGGAAAUCACGGUGCUGGUGAUAGUUCUGAGUCACACGACACUGAUGCACCAGAUGAAACGGAUAGUCCUCCGGCUCUUCGACGCCGGGUUAAUGGAAAAUCUCGACCACAAUCCGAGCUCAUCAACCAAAUACUUAUAGAUAAAUUUAAGACGGAUAUUCAACAAAAUCGCUCUUCUCGGCAGUAUAACGUCCGACGAACGAACAGCGAUUUAGGUGGACAAAGAUUAUUUCAGUGGGACAGCAGGACCUACGGUGGUCAAUUAUAUUACAGAAGAAUGUUGUCAACACCCUCACCGAUAAAAACACGACCACCAAGACUAAGUCCGAGACACUCCUCUCAUGAUAUCGUUACACUAAGAAGUAACGUCAGGGGGAGAAACUCUCGGACAAAUUUAAGACGAUCGUUGAGUCAACCACUCGGGAUAAAUCAACUAUCUCCGCUGAUGCGCACCAAAACUGCAGGUGCUAAGUUUCCGGGUGGUACUGUCCUGUCAGAAGAUGAACAGGAUUUGAAAUCAGGAGGUAGCGGUGGUACUGGCGUUAUCGGAACAUCCGAUGACGAUAUGAUGUCUGAUUCAGAGUCGUCGAUCGCUUCAUUCUCAGAAAGAAAAAAGUCCUUUGAGCAGCCAAUGGAUGAAGAAAUAGCGAUACUUGCUGAAGCUGUAUGGGAUCAUGUGGCAAUUGAACCUGAAGAACUUGCUUUUAGAGCUGGAGAACUUAUUGAUGUACUGGAUACACUAGAUAAAGAUUGGUGGUGGGGUUGUUGUAGAGGAGAACAUGGGUGGUUUCCUGCAGCAUUUGUUAGGUUACGUGUAAGUCAAGAAGAAACCGUAGAAGACUGUCUUGCAGCGAUGGCGUCCGGUGUAUCCUCAAACUCCCAAUCACGGCGACGAACUAGUAUAUCUCUUCUCUCAAAUGAACAAGUCCGAAGCAGUGUAGUACGAGAACUUGUGCAAACGGAACGCGAUUUCGUAAAAGUGUUACGUGAUGUUACGGAAGGUUACAUCGCUGAGUGUCGCCGACGCAUUGAUAUGUUUACUGAGGAUCAAAUAGAAACUAUUUUUAUAAAUCUUGAAGAUCUUCUAGAAUUUCAAACAGAGUUUCUAAAAGAUCUCGAGGCACGUAUCGAUUGGAAUGCGCCCCAUAAAAGCUGCGUCGCUGAAUGUUUUCUUAUUCACCGUAACGGGUUUCGAAUGUACUCGGAAUAUUGCAACAGUCAUCCAAUGGCAAUUGUAACGCUUCAAGAACUCUACCGUCACAAUCGAUACAGCAAGUUUUUUGAAGCUUGUCGAUUGAUGCGCGGCCUCAUCGAGAUUCCUCUUGACGGUUAUCUUCUAACACCCGUUCAAAGAAUUUGCAAGUAUCCACUUCAGCUUGCUGAGUUACUUAAAUAUACCAAAGUCGAUCAUCCGGAUUAUCAUAAAAUAAGGGAAGCAUUAGAUGCCAUGCGUGCUGUUGCGGUUCUUAUAAAUGAACGUAAAAGACGAAUGGAGAGCUUAGAAAAGCUUGCAGCUUGGCAACUAAGAGUUGAGGGGUGGGAGGGUGAAGAUUUAAUAGAAGUUUCAUCCCAACUAAUUUUUCAAGGUGACGCAGUAAGAGUAACGACUGGAAUGUGGACUAAUAACAUCACUCUCUUCUUAUUUGAUCACCAGCUAGUUUAUUGUAAGAAAGACAUUCUGAAACGUGAUACGUAUGUAUAUAAAGGCCGAAUUUAUUUAGAUACUAGUGAAGUGAUCGAUGUACCUGAUGGUAAAGAUCAUCAACUAGGCGUUACUGUAAGACAUUGUCUUAAAGUAUACAGUUGUGUACGAGACAAAUGGCUACUAUUUUGCUGCCGAACGGCCGAAGAUAAACGUAAGUGGCUUGAUGCAAUGGCAGAAGAACGGCGGUUAGUUGAACAAGAUCGUAAUGAAGGUUUAGAAUUUCCUGCCGCCGCUAGGCAACUUGCUCGAUUGGCCGCGACAAGACAAGAACAUCGUAGGCCACCGAUAAAACCUCGAAAUAAAACUUAUAAAAGAGAAUCGUAUGAGAUGCCCGCAUUCCAGCCAAAUUCUUCAAACUCUCUCGGCCGUAAAGUUGGAACGUGGUUUACUUUCGGUAGCGGCAAAAAAGGAAUUAGAUUACGGCCAUCUUGAGCUAGGCCUACCUUCGUACCAUACAUUGACUUAUGAUCACUAGAACAAAACUUUGAUCUCAAUGGAGACAAAGUUGCUUUGUUGCAACCUAUUGUCAUUUUUUAAAGAUACAAACUUUUUUUAUGGCACGAAGGCUUAUCUUUUUUAUAAUAUGGCCAAACGAAUAACGUUAAUUGUGUUUUGGGAUAUAUAUCAGAACUGGGUUUGAUAAUAUAAAUCAUUUAUCGACGACGAAAUAUACUGUGACAUCAACGAAUGCCAAAGUUACAUUAAGAAGGUAUAAAGAAUUUUAUUUCUAUUUGUAUACUAAUUUUCAUAUAGAUUAUAGAUAAUUAAAUACUAAAUAAUAAAUUAUAUUUAGAUACAUUGAUAUAUUAUUAUAGAAACUUAGUAUAAAAUCUAAUAUACUUUUGUGAGUACAGUCAUCACAAAAUGCAACAAUGUGCAUCCUAAAUUAUUACUUAUGCUAAGAAUGAAUAUUGACUGCACAUGGCAUUGACUAGAAACCUAUAGUCAAUACACGACUAUAGAGUAAUUAGUUAAUAAUUAUUAAAAUUUUAUCAAUAAUUUCAAAUUUAUUCAACUAUCAAAUAAUUUAUUCAUUGAUAAUUAAUAAAGUAUAUUUUUAGAAUUUUUAAAUUAUAAUUUUUUUAUUUCGUAUUAUUUAUUUUUAACUAAAAUAGCUAAUUUUUUGUUUAAUCAAUCUGUCUCUACAUUUUUCUCAUUUUCAUCAGAAAAAAGUUCGAAAAAUGAAUAAGAAUAUGAUUAAUUUUAAAAUGGAAGAUUAAUUUAAUUUAAUUUUUUUUACACUGAUGAGCUCUUGUUCUAUAUUAAUAAAGUUUAUAAUUGUAUACCAUAUGUAUUGGUCUACUUAAAUACUAAUGAGAGACAUGGAAAUAUUAAAGGUUCGAAAAUUAGUUAUUGAAGUAUGAGAUUAAUUGUAAUGAUAUGCAAUUUUGAAGAUUAUAAUCCGACAUUUGUUAACGGAUAAAUAAACACUAAACAGUAUAAAUUCGUACAGUGUCGAAUUUAAGUAUUUUCACAACUGAAAAUUAAAGUCAUUUUAAAAAAAAGACUGAAAGUGAAUAUUGCUUUUGAACUUGUUUUUCAUUCGCACCUAAUAGCUUAGUACAGAAAAAAAGAGCAAUCACUCUUUUAAGCAAUUAUUAAUACACAAUGCAAUAGUAGUGAAGAAUUAUUUAUAAUAAAUUUCAAAGGUCGUUUCUACAUUGUUUAGGUUUAACACAAUAUGUUUGCCACUGAGGCUGAUAGCCAUUGUAUUUAAAUAAUAUCGAUUUUUAGACAAAACUAUAUUAAAAAUUAAUCUAACGCAUCAACUCGAUGAAUUGGAUAAAGCUGGAAGAAAGUGAUCGCCACUGCCAUAAUAAUACAUUGUGGAUAAAUUUAUCGAUGAUAAAAUUGAGAAAAAAAUGAAAUCAAGUGGAGUUAUUAAACGUCUUAACAACUUUUUACGUAGAAUAGUAUAAAUUAACAUGUUUUAUAUAACUGAAGUAGAAAGCGUUAUAAACUGUCAUUAAUUAAUAAUAAGAAUAAUUUAAUUAAUGAAUAACUAUCGUAGUAUAUUCGCAUCAUAAUAACUUGCUCGAUACGCACAUUGUUCUUUUUUAAUCAAGUAGAAACUAAUAAUUAUUAUUAUUAUAAGCUUGCAAGCUUUGUAAUACUUACCUGCAAAUGCAACGAUUACUAUGAUGAUAAUUUAUAUAAAUAAAUUGUCACACCCAUUGAGUACACAUAUGUAUACUGUCCCCAUGGAGGUUUCAAUACGUAUAAACGAUGACAAUAUCAUGAAUAUGAGUAUAUAAUUCCCUUACUAAAUAUUAAUUGUAAAAAGAAAUAACCUAUUAAUAUAUAAAUAUAUACGUAAAUAACGUUAGUGGUAGAAGUAGAUAUGGUUAAUUUUAUAAGUAAAAUAUAUUUGUUGUUCAACAUAAAAGUGUUAUUUUUAUAGAUAAAUUAAUGAUAAUUCUUUAUUGAUAUAUUCUUCCAAGGAACAUGAGUAAUAAUAACAAUUGCUACAUAGCAGCAUUAUUUAAAGAAUGUUUUCUUGUUGAAAAUAUUAAAAAUUUGUAUAUUAUAAUUAUGAUGCAUGAAUCACAAUAAUGAAAACAGUAUCUAAACUCAAAAAGAGAAUGAUUUUUUUUUUAAUGCAUAUCGUAUCAAAUCGAUUCGAUUAGUAGUAUAAAUAAUUUAUAUGUAUAAAUUGUGUUUAACAUGCAAUGAUUAUUUCUUGAUAUUGUGAAUACACGAAUGAAAUAUGAAUAUCAUAGAUGUAUAUAAAUAAUUAAAUUUAGUGAAUGUUAUAACUUAUAACUAAUGAAAAACAGACAAAAAUUUUGAAGAGGAAAAAAAAACAAUGGUAUCUAAGAAUUAAUAGCAUGUUGAAUGGAAAUUUUUUAAAUCAGACUUGAAAAAAUUGUAAUUGAUAAUUGAUAUAAAAAAAAAUAGUAAAGAUAAAAGAAAUAAUAAGGCUAGAAGCCUUAAGAACAGGAUAUUAAUAUUAAUAUUAUUAGAUGUAAAUAAUAUGAUCAAAUUUUUAAAAAUAAUCACAGUUUGAAAUGAGUUAAAGUUGUUGAAACGAUAAAAAUUUGAUCUUUAACUUCAUUGUUAUUGGCGCAUAUUAGUUGUUUGCCAAUUGAUUUAUUGUUCUAACAUACAAAAAAUAAUUUGUCAAUUAGAAAAGAAUUACAUGUGCAGGUAAUUGUGGAAAGCAAAAGUUGCAUUUUUUUUUUUAUAAGGAUGUGGGUUGAUAUUUUUUUUUUUUUUUUAAAUUAAACAACAGCUAACG